This is a messenger RNA of Gossypium arboreum, 366 nucleotides long. RefSeq lists its product as uncharacterized. The record is from RefSeq and is a predicted model, not a curated record. Lineage: Eukaryota; Viridiplantae; Streptophyta; Magnoliopsida; Malvales; Malvaceae. The transcript has a single exon. Bases 1 to 366 code for a protein of 121 amino acids.
AUGACCAGUUUCAGCUUCUUCACCUACUCCACAAAUAUGCAGUUGACCAUCUUUGAGAAACAAACUACACAAGGUUUAGACAUUCCGGCGUCACCGGUGGCGGAGGAGAACCGGGGUCGUAGGAAAAGUUACAUGGCAUCAUCAUCAUCAGGACGUCGUCCGAGGUGUACGUGUUCGAGCCGUCCGGGUUCAGUACCUUGUGGCAGGCAUGGUUACAUGGUGCCAAAGCAGAACAUGAAGAGAUAUAGUGCUAAUAAAGAGAUAUUGAGGAGGGCAUUGACUCCUUCACCAAAUCGUAAGAUGACACUUAGGUGGUGGAACUUUAAGCCAACACCAAGUAGGCUUUCUAACAUGUCUAUGGCUUAA